GUGGCAUAAGUGGUUAGCGUGUUUGCCUCGCACCUCCAGGGUUGUGGGUUCGAACUCCACCUCCACCCUGUGUGCAUGGAGUUCGCAUGUUCUCCCUGUGCGUCAGGGGUGCUUCCUGGUACUCCAGCUUCCUCCCCCAAUCCAAAUACAUGUACUGUAAGCUGAUUGACAUUUCCAAAUUGUCGAUAAUGUGUGAAUGUGUGUGCGACUGUGCUCUGCGAUGGGUUGCCUCCCCCCUCCUUGUGCUCCAAGAUCCCUGGGAUAGGCUCCAGGCUUCCUGCGACCCUGUAUAGGAUAAUCGGUAUGGAAAAUUGAUGGAUGGAACGAGUCUUCUGUGCCAGGAGAGUUUUCAGGACUUUACGCUUUAUGGGUUCUCAGUCACCUGACAUGCUGAAGUUUUCUUUUUUUGGUCUUCCAGAGAUGCUAGUAAGAGAGCAACUGUUUAUAGCUGCUAUAAUAUAAGCUAUAACCAACUAUCUUGUCUCUUGGAUGUUCCAUGACAUUACAUUGUACCUAUAACGGUGUUGUUCAUUAAUAAAUUCCAAUUUCACACCACCUCUUCAAUUCUUCAAGCUUAGGUCAUAGUACACAAACACAAAGCUCUACUAAGAGUGUUACUAUUUACCAUGCCUAUUUUUGCGGUUUAAUAUGGAUUAGUUCACUUGAACUAGGGCCCUAGGUAGUACAGAUGCUUGUGUUGCAUGUAAACACGCCCUGAACAUUUCGGUGUUACACUAUUUUAGUCCCCCUUCACACAGCCUAGCCUCGCAAACACUGCAUUAGGACUAAUUUUUAUUUCUUCUCGCUGCAUAUACCUUUAUGCUUAUUUGUGCACUAUAAUAUAGAGAAAGCGCGGUAGAAAUGAUUAAUUAUUUAUGAAUUUACCUUUUAAGACAGUCAGCACUUACAUUACAAGGCUUGUUAUUUUGGCUAGCUGUCUGGUUUCUCCAUGUUAACGUUAGCUAAACUAGCUACAUAUGCUACUAGCAGCUACCAGCUGCUUAAUAACGUGUAAUAAGAUUACAGAAAAUAAAAUUACAGAAAAACAAAACUCGAAGCGUCAAAAAAAAUUCAGAACCAGGAGUUUUAACUUAACAUUCAAAUCGAUGCUUUGAAACGCUUGACGGAUAAACAAUAAACAAACAGUAGCACGGCGUUGUCUUAUUUAUUUGCUUCAGCUCCAGCUACUCAUUAAAGCUCGAAGAUGUCUGAAGUUAUCCUCACGUUUCAGACCCAGCUCUCUGGAGUUAUGGAGACAGUGUUUAAGGCUGCUAUAUUUGAGAUCACCAGGCUGGUGGAGGACAGUUUCCUGGAGGAAGUGUCCCGGAGCCGUGAGCAGGUGGAGUCUCUGAAGAAGAAGCUGCAGUGGUCUGAGAGCAAAGGCAGGAGAAGAUGUGCUGAGUGUGGGAACAACAAACCGUCCGGUGAAGAAAGGCGAGAGAAAUCAUCUCCAGCACAAACAGGUGUGGAAAACGCUCGGAUUCUUAAACAGGAGAGAAGUGCGGAGGAGAGCUGGAGAAGCUGUGGAGUUGACAAAGCAGUCGAACUUUCUGGAAUGGUGGAAUCUGAGCCCGUAUCUAGUCCGGUUAACACUGCGCAGCAUGCUGUUCAAGAGGAAGGAAAGAUGGACUGCAUGCUUAAAUCUGAAUCUGGUCAGACUUCCACUGCUACUGAGCUACAAGAUGAGUGGAAACUGAGUACUGAAGUAACAGAAGGCUCUGACAGGCCUGCUCCUAGUAAGACCUACAGUGAGCAGGAGCUGCAGCAGAUUCAGAACGACUGGAGCUCCGGGUUGGAUCAAGCCCCAGAACCUGAACCUGAGCAAGACAUGGACCAUAUCCAGCGUCUGCUCUAUAGAACUCGCUACAACAUGGAGGACUUGGGAAGCUAUAGCAACCAGGAGCUGGAUAUGGGAGGGAUGAAUGGACUAACAGACCCUCCUCAGAGAACUGGAGAGGUUUUGGGAUUCGGGGUGCUAGCAGGUUCUUUGCAGACUGACAUGGGUACAUCUGAGGAAUGCAGAAGACAGCUCAAAAAUAAACGAGCAAACAAAGGCUCACCGUCGUUACACAACACUUCAGAUAGCGGUGGCAUGGACUGUUUGCUUAUUAAUGAGGAUGGCUACUUGCAGGAUGUAAGCGGUCUCUCUCAGGCUCCAGGUUCACAUGCCGGAGACUCACAAGGACACCCGAUAUACAAUAGAGAUACAGUUAAUGAUAGUACUGAUUGCUUUUACAGUGGAAACGCAUUCAGCCAGCCACUAGAGCUGAAUAAUGGAUCUGCAGGAAUGUUGGGAGACAGAGAAGACAGGGAUCAUGCUUGCAAUCAGUGUAUGAUCAGUUUCCCCGACCAGGUUUCCCUUAAAGCGCACUUGAAUGGUCACCGUCAUCGCAACGUCACCACUUCCUACGUCUGCAACCAGUGUGGGAAGAAGUUCCCUCAAGCCUGCAACCUGAAGGUCCACCAACGCGUGCACCAGAGGGAGGGUCUGCACCUGUGCAGCCACUGCGGGAAAGGCUACACGUCCUUCAGCGACCUGCGGCGGCACCGAUGCAGCCAGGCUGGAGACAAGCCCUACAGCUGCUCACUGUGCGGGAACAAGUUCAGCCGCCUGUGGAACCUCAAGCUGCACCGGCGCAUCCACACGCAGGAGAAACCGCACCGGUGCAGCAUGUGUGACAAGAGCUUCACCCGGGCGGACAUCCUGAAGGUCCACCAGCGCACCCAUACUGGAGAGAGACCAUAUUCCUGCAGGAUCUGUGGACUCACCUUUAAACGCCUCGACCAUCUCAGAUCACACCAGCGCAAACACGGAGCCAAUCUGAAUAACCAUCAGAACUAGCCAGCUGUAGAAUAAUGACCUCUAUACAGCAUGACUUUUAUUUUUUAAUCGGUGACUAAUAUACAGAAUUGUAGUACAUUUAGUCCAAACGCUGGAGCUCAGUGACAUUUUUAAUGGAGGAAGGAGCAGGUUAGUGUAUUAAACGAGCAGGUUAGUGUAUUAAAGGAGCAGGUUAAUGUAUGAAUUGAGCAGGUUAGUCUAUUAAAGGAGCAGGUUAGUGUAUGAAUUGAGCAGGUUAGUGUAUUAAAGGAGCAGGUUAGUGUAUGAAUUGAGCAGGUUAGUGUAUUAAAGGAGCAGGUUAGUGUAUUAAACGAGCAGGUUAGUGUAUGAAUUGAGCAGGUUAGUGUAUUAAGCGAGCAGGUUAGUGUAUUAAGCGAGCAGGUUGGUGUAUUAAGCGAGCAGGUUAGUGUAUGAAUUGAGCAGGUUAGUGUAUUAAGCGAGCAGGUUAGUGUAUUAAGCGAGCAGGUUAGUGUAUGAAAUGAGCAGACUGUUAUAAAACAGAUAUGAUGCACUAUGGACUACACACAGCGGUCCUAUGGUUUCUUUAGAUCUUUAGUCUUAUUUAUUACAGUUGAUAUUACAAUUUUCAUAGUUUUAUUUGCUCCAAAAAUAUUUACUGCAGGUUUCACAGUGUUUUUAAAAUGUAUUGUGGUGUUUUAUUUUGCUAGACCUAAAGUUAGAUAUGACAAAAAUAGUUUCCACUAGGCUUGUACGGGGCAUAGAACAAGACAGCAAAAUUAGUUUUAGAAACUGCCAGGGGUGGACAAAUCACUCAUUUAUUUGCUCACUCUCUGGUCAAGUUGCCUGCAACCUAAUGAACCUGCCCAAAGUGGUAGCGACCUUCAUGUAACAAUGUAGUUAGGUAUCUAAAGUCCCUGUGAUGUGCCUCGAAACACGCAGCGUUAUUCGAUGUGUUGACGUAAUUUCAACUGAAACAGGAAGUCAGGGCGGGGCAUAUCAUGUGGCUCCUCCCGUCUUUUAAAAUCUCUAAUAGCUUUUAGGUGAGGUGAUUUUUAUUGUGUUGGGGGUGGGACACUUCAGAUUCUAGACAGCAUUUGAUUGGUGCUAGAGAGAGACUGUACAUUUUGAAUGCAUGUAACUUCUAAACGCGAAUUCAGUCAUUGUUUUGGAGCAAACUAGCUUAUAGAUAACCUUAAGGCCAACAUAUUCAUACUAAAAGCCACAAAACUUCAAUUUUGAUUUCAUGUGGACUUUAAAUGCAUUUAAUACAGACAAAGGAAAACGAAUGAUUAGGCUAUGUGAUCAUUAUCCUCUUCUAACAAAGUUUCUGAGGUAACACUUCAUCUUUGCAACAUGUUGUUGGCCAGCUAUGAACUUAAUCCAGUUAGUAAAAAUCGUCCUACCAUCACCCAGGUUGUGCCUCUGGCAAUGUGAGUAGUGAAGUAGGAAGCAGUAGGAUUGGGAAGUCAUAGCUUGUGCUAUAGUAACAGCAUCAAGGUACAGAACAUCACUGUGAAGCACAUUAAGUUUAAACAUGCACAUCGAACAAAAACUUAAACGAAAAGCCCAGACGUAAAUUCCUUUGUCCCAGGCAGACGUUCAAGCGAUUUGUCCACCCCUGCUGUUUUUUUUUUUUUCUUUAACUGUAUAGUAAGAUGUGAUAUAAAAUACAAUGUUCUCAUAUCUUGUCUAGAACUGUUUAAUUUUUUUGGUGUUCAUUCAAAUGUUGUAGAUAGUGAAGUGUUUCGUAUAUAUAUCUUACUAUAAAAACAUACAAACACACUUCAAGAAAAAUACCUAAGGAGUUUUUCUUCGAUUCUUAUAAGAAAUUCCAAAAGGCUGCUGUUGUAUCUGUGAUUUUUUCCAAGUAGAUCUAAACACACUAUUUGCCUUUUGGAUAUUGGACAUCUACUGUAAGUCAGUGCUUGUGUAAGCUAUGCAUAUUUGUUCAGCAAUGAUGUGCUGCCAAAGUGUAUUGAAUGACACAUAAAUGGAUCGAGAACUAAUAUGUAAUUCAAAUGUAGUAUUUGAAACUAUUAGCGAGAAUCCUAGAAAUGAGGCUGAAAGGCAAUUCAAUUUUCUAACCAAGUUUUGUGAGAAAUGCGUAAAUAUUUAUACGCAACUCAUUCAGGAACCCGAGGACAUGACUUCCUUUUUUCUUUUUUUUUUUCUUUUUUUAAAAUUAGAGUUGUAUACAGUCCUUUGCCCUGUAGAAACCUAUGGGAGAUCCUUUCUUACGUUAUUCAACUUUAGAAGCACAAAACACCACUAAAUAAUUGUCAUUUUCCUUCAGUGGCCUCUUGAAUAUUUAGGUAGUAUGCAAGGUAGUUUGUGUCAUGGUUUAAAGGAAGUGAGUGUUAGAAAUUCCUGUAAGUACUGUUUAAUACUGCAGUGCCUCUGUAAUUACUUUGUUUUGCAAAAUGAGACCUAGUCUCUUAUUUAAUACUAUUUUAACAAUGAAUGUUUUACUGAGUCAUGUUUACAUAUUUAGCUACUUUUAUCAGAUGUCUAUUAUUAUUUCUAUCAAAUAUAUGCAGACUUUUGGUUUGUUAGGAUGGUGUUUUUUUUUUUUUUUUUGUACUGGUCUCCACCAGACUUCACAUUUUUUUACAAAAUUAAAAAGACAUGCCUUUAAGCUAUGUGAAGCUGAUCGACAGAGGAGUCACUGCGGGGGAAACGUGUGCAUAAGCACUCUGAACUAAAACUUUUCAAGAGAUUGGAAGGAAGCCCACAGACACUAGAGCUGCGCAGGGCUCUGAUGUUAAUGUUUGAUAUGCGUGUCUAAAAAAGUGAAUAUAUGAAUGAAUAUUUAAACAUAAUAUACAUCUUUAAUAAUAAUUUAUCUGAAAAUGACAAGUUGAUCCAUGUUAAUUAAAAUACAAACCAUUGUAUACGGUG
Ictalurus furcatus (blue catfish) is the source of this 5701-nucleotide messenger RNA. RefSeq lists its product as uncharacterized. The coding region runs from base 1205 to 2842 and encodes 545 amino acids. Lineage: Eukaryota; Metazoa; Chordata; Actinopteri; Siluriformes; Ictaluridae. Gene Ontology annotation, molecular function: RNA polymerase II cis-regulatory region sequence-specific DNA binding; DNA-binding transcription factor activity. Gene Ontology annotation, biological process: regulation of transcription by RNA polymerase II. The record is from RefSeq and is a predicted model, not a curated record. The transcript is spliced from 4 exons.